UCCCAUCCAGUGCAUGCAGAUAAAUGGCCGGACGGGAGCGCUGCAUUCAUUGCCUGUGCACGCUCCCUGGGAGUGCACGGCACCGCGAUUGGUGUGCGGGACCUCUGUGUGUGGCCAAUCAGUGAUCACAUGAAUAGUAGUAAGCAAGAUGUCACUUCCUGACAUCAUUGCUUACUACUUGUGAAAUCUGUGAAUGAUCACAGAGGUCACAUGGUACAAGGCUGUUGUGAAUAGCCUUGUACCAUGUGACCUCUGUGAUUAUUCACAGAUUUCACACGUAGUAAGCAAUGAUGUCAGAAGUGACAUCUUGCUUACUACUAUUCAUGUGAUCACUGAUUGGCCAAUCAGUGAUCACAUGAUCGGGACCUCACACAGAGGUCCCGUACAAUGAUCGGUGUUCCUACGGACACCGGAUCGCGGUGCUG
Molecule: messenger RNA, 425 nt
Organism: Staurois parvus
Lineage: Eukaryota; Metazoa; Chordata; Amphibia; Anura; Ranidae
Source: the annotation of a GenBank genome assembly